GGCCCCGGCUCGGCGGCGGCUCUCCGGUGCGGGCUGGGCGGCCGCCGCGGAACCAGCGCCGGGCCCUGCGCGUCCCUCUGCGGCGGCGGAGCCCUCGCGGUGAGUUCCCCCUCGGCCGAAAGCCGCGGGACCUCCGGCGGCCGUUCACGGGCGUGCGUUGAGCCGAGUCCCCGAGCGCCGCGUUUGGGCGGCCGGGAAGGGGAGCGGGGCCGGGCGGGAGGCGCUGGGGUUGGUGAAGGACGGUGGAUGGGCAGAGAAGGGCAACCGCCGGAAAACUUUGCGAGGCGUGGAGGGGUGGCCUCGGGUUUGGCCUCUGUGCGGCGUUUUCCAUAGAACAACUUUAUCAACUUAUAAACAGAGGGAUUUGGUCAAUUUGCUGUGAAUUUUUGGCUUCGGGGGUCUGCUCGUUGCACACAAGCGCUGUUCUAAUGUUGGCGUUCUGAAAACUUCUUGAUUUUCGGGUUUGACCACCAAAUUAGCAGUAGAAGUAGCAGAGGCGUGCUGUGCCAUUCACCAUUCGCUGUCCGGCUCGAUGCUGGAAGCUCCGUCACCUCGGCUGGACAGCACGGAGCAGCCCUCCCUGCUGCAGCACAGGUGCUGUGGGUUAGGCCUUCUCCCAGCACCUACAUGUGGUCCUCGGGGCUAUCUGUUCUCCCCACAGAGGUCACAGCCUGGAGGUGACAGCCCUACCUUUGUGGUUCUCUGACCCAGAGUGUUUAGAAGUGCUCCUCCUGUAGGUAUCCCUAUCCGUGCAAAGCCAAGCUGGUUUCGAGCAGCCCUGGAUCACUAGAUCUGCAUGCAGUCCCAUCUUCUCAACACAAAAAUGCAUCUUCAGCACUCACUGCCUUCUCCAGUCUGCAGGCACAUCUCUCCGCUACAUCUGUUAAGCCACUGCAAAUCUUUCAACGAAUGUAUUAUUCCAUCAGAAAGAGCACGGUUGGCUAUACAGGCACACACACUGUCUUCCACAUGCUGUGUUAAUAGCAAUAGUUUUUUCGUGUCUCCUGUAAAAAGGACAAGCUUUCCCUGGGAGGUUCAUGUUUUUAGCAGUGACAAGAUGACAAUCCAUAUUUUUACCAAAGGAUCCAGUGAGUCAUCCUAUUAACUCUGCUGAAAUACAUGCUUGCCAAUCGUCCUGCCACGUUAGCCAACCUACAUCACAAUGACUGAGGACUUAGACCACAGGUUCAGUAGACUCACUUGGGAUCAGAUUAAAAUCCUGGAUCAAGUUUUAGCAGAGGUAAUACCCAUUCACGGAAGAGGGAAUUUUCCAACACUGGAAGUAAAACCGAAGGAUAUAAUUCGCGUGGUUAAGGAGCAGCUCAUUGAAAAGCAAAUCAACAUUCGAGAUAUCCGCCUGAACGGUUCGACAGCUAGCCACAUCCUAGUGAAGCAGAAUGGAACAAGUUAUAAGGACCUAGACAUCAUUUUUGGGGUGGAACUUCCAAGCGAGCUUGAGUUUCAGGUUGUUAAGGAGGCAGUUCUUAAUUGCCUAUUGGACUUUUUGCCAAAAUGUGUUAAUAAGGAAAAAAUCACUGCCCAGACUAUGAAAGAUGCCUACGUGCAGAAGAUGGUCAAAGUCUCCACUGAUCACGAUCGCUGGAGCCUCAUCUCCCUGUCAAACAACAGUGGCAAGAAUGUGGAGUUAAAGUUCGUUAAUUCGCUCAGGCGGCAGUUUGAGUUCAGUGUGGACUCCUUCCAAAUCGUGCUGGACUCCAUCUUAAAUGUUUACAGAGAAACAGACUGCAAACUGACUGAAGACUCUCACCCCACUAUUAUUGCAGAGAGUAUGUACGGAGACUUCAAUGAAGCAAUGGACCAUUUAAAAUACAAACUGAUUUCCACGAGGAACCCUGAGGAAAUCAGAGGAGGUGGCCUUCUGAAGUACAGCAAUCUCCUGGUUCGUGACUUUAAGCCAGCAGAUGAGGCUGAAAUUAAAUCUCUGGAACGUUACAUGUGCUCCAGAUUCUUCAUUGACUUUCCAGAUGUUGCUGAGCAGCAAAGGAAAAUUGAGUCAUAUCUGCGCAACCACUUCAUUGGGGAAGAAAAAAGCAAGUAUGACUACUUGAUGACUCUGCGUGGAGUUGUAAACGAGAGCACAGUCUGUCUCAUGGGACAUGAGCGAAGACAAACUCUGAAUAUGAUUACAAUUUUGGCUUUAAAAGUUCUCGGAGAACAAAACAUUAUCCCAAAUGCAGCUAAUGUGACAUGUUAUUAUCAGCCUGCUCCGUAUAUCAGUGACAGAAACUUCAGCAAUUAUUACAUUGCUCAUGGACAGCCACCUAUCAUCUACCAGCCAUACCCAUUUCACAUACAAAUGCAAAGCGGCAUGGUUUAGGAACACAGUAACCUUCUCAGCACUCGCACCCCUCUCUUUCCAGUUCUCUCCGUAAUAAAGGCCUCAUUCAACCAA
This is a messenger RNA of Gallus gallus (chicken), 2413 nucleotides long. It is a transcript of the gene FAM46D, whose product is annotated as family with sequence similarity 46 member D. The coding region runs from base 1163 to 2338 and encodes 391 amino acids. Lineage: Eukaryota; Metazoa; Chordata; Aves; Galliformes; Phasianidae. Gene Ontology annotation, molecular function: RNA binding; poly(A) RNA polymerase activity. Gene Ontology annotation, biological process: mRNA stabilization. The transcript has 3 exons. The record is from RefSeq and is a predicted model, not a curated record.